AUGCUUGCAAAUCAAGCAAGCACAGAGGAGCGCUUCCUCCUGCUGGGUUUCUCCGACUGGCCCUCCCUGCAGCCGGUCCUCUUCGCCUUUGUCCUCCUUUGCUACCUCCUGACCUUGACCAGCAACGCGGCGCUGGUGCUGCUGGUGGUGCGCGACCCGCGCCUGCACACGCCCAUGUACUACUUCCUUUGCCAUCUGGCCCUGGUGGACGCGGGCUUCACCUCGAGUGUGGUGCCGCCGCUGCUGGCCAACCUGCGCGGACCGGCGCUCUGGCUCGCGCGCAGCCACUGCACGGCCCUGCUGUGCGCAUCGCUGGCGCUGGGUUCCGCCGAGUGCGUCCUCUUGGCUGUGAUGGCGCUGGACCGCGCGGCCGCAGUGUGCCUCCCGCUGCGCUACGCUGGCCUGGCCUCCCCCGGCCUCUGCCGCGCUCUGGCCGGCGCCUCCUGGCUAGGCGGCCUCGCCAACUCCGUCGCGCAAACUGCGCUCCUGACUCAGCGGCCCCUGUGCGCGCCCCGCCUGCUGGACCACUUCAUCUGCGAGCUGCCGGCGCUGCUCAAGCUGGCCUGCGGCGGCGACGGAGACGCUACCGAGAGCCAGAUGUUCGCCGCCCGCGUGGUCAUCCUGCUGCUGCCGUCAGCCGUCAUCCUGGCCUCCUACGGUGCCGUGGCCCGAGCUGUCUGUCGCAUGAGGUCCAGCGGAAGCCGGAGGAGGGCGGUGGGCACAUGUGGGUCCCACCUGACAGCCGUCUGCCUGUUCUACGGCUCGGCUGUCUACACUUACCUGCAGCCGGCGCAGCGCUACGACCAGGCGCGGGGCAAGUUCGUAUCUCUCUUCUACACCGUGGUCACACCCGCCCUCAACCCGCUCAUAUACACUCUCAGGAAUAAGGAAGUGAAGGGGGCGGCGAGGAGGCUGCUGGGAGGCCUGGGGAGAGGCCAAGCUGAACAGUGAGUGGGUUGGGGAGGAGAGAAAGUAUUAAGCCAGAACCCAAGGAUGAAAAUACCUAAUCGUGAGUCGGUUUAGUCUUCAGUCUGUUCAUUUCUGUAUGAUAAUCUCCAAGAUUUGUCUUACAGAGUCCAAUGGGAAAAAUACUUUCCUCCCAUGAGGAAAUGUUUAGAUUCUUGAGAGAACAUCCCUACAUCCUCUAUAUAUACAGGUUUAGGGAGGGAAAACCUUAUGACUCCACACGCAGGUAAGAUGAUGGACAUGACGCUCGCCUUUAACUUCCUCCUUAUCUGAUGGAAGACCAUAGGAGACCUCUUGGUCUCUGCCAUCAGAAGUCUCAAGUUCACAAGAAAAUCAUAAUCCCUAUCCUCCAGGAGAGGGUACAUCCAGAAAAAGUGGCCAUGGACUCUCUUCUAGGAAAUCAGACCAACCUA
Molecule: messenger RNA, 1379 nt
Organism: Saimiri boliviensis boliviensis (Bolivian squirrel monkey)
Lineage: Eukaryota; Metazoa; Chordata; Mammalia; Primates; Cebidae
Gene: OR2I1
Product: olfactory receptor family 2 subfamily I member 1
Biological process (GO): G protein-coupled receptor signaling pathway
Cellular component (GO): membrane
Molecular function (GO): G protein-coupled receptor activity; olfactory receptor activity
Source: RefSeq, a predicted model, not a curated record